Messenger RNA from Polypterus senegalus (gray bichir), 1705 nucleotides. RefSeq names its product tripartite motif-containing protein 16-like. NCBI's taxonomy places the organism in Eukaryota, Metazoa, Chordata, Cladistia, Polypteriformes, Polypteridae. The record is from RefSeq and is a predicted model, not a curated record. Bases 634 to 1392 code for a protein of 252 amino acids. The transcript has 7 exons. Gene Ontology annotation, molecular function: protein binding.
GGAUGCUGCGAGAGAGCAGAUGGAGUAGAGAGAGAUGGUCUAUAGAGAAUGCUGUCAAUAUUAGAGACAGAGCAUGGGGACUCACAGGCUGACAAAACAUGGGAAACAUGGAUGAUAUCAGCUACCCCUAUGGAAGAAGAAGAUAUAAUUUCACUAGAGAGACACUGGUUGUUGGUUCAACAAGAGAGGGAAGACUCACAAGAGGACUGAGCAAACCCAGUGAACAAGAAGUGAGGAGUUGCUGAAAGUGACGCAGUCAAAAAUUGAACAUUGCAUACAAACAAAGCGGACUAAGCUGGAUGAGGUAAAGCAGUCUCUGGUAAUGCUGCAGGCCACUGUACAAAGAGAAAUGCAGGAAAAUGAAAAGACAUUCUUUGAUUUGAUUGCCCUUAUUGAGAUGACACAAACCAAAGUCAUGCAGAUGAUAAAGGAUGAAGAAAUGGCAGCAAUAACAAAGGCCACCAGUCUAAAAGAACAGUUGGAGAAGGAGCUGGCAGAGCUGACAAGAAGAAACCAAGAGCUGAUGGAAAUUUCAGAAACAGAAGACCACAUCCAAUUUUUACAGUCUUUGUGUUUCCCUUAUGAAGAUGAAGACGUAACCACCAUUACGGUUUUGCUGUAUCUUCUGGAGCAAUGAGAAAGGAGCUGUCUCAGUUAAAAGCUCAUCUUGAGGAGAUUGUAACCCGUGAACCACUGAAAACUCCUUCAAAAGUGUGUUCAUUAAACAAAGAUUCAACUCAUCUGCUCAAGCAGCAAGAAGUGACAAACAAAGCAAAUUUACUGAAAUCAUGUUCAUUAAAAAAAGAUUCAUCUGAUUUGCUGAAACAGCAAGAACUCAGAAACAGAGCAGAUUUUCUGAAAAAUGCCUGCCAGCGCACCCUAGAUAUCAAUACUGCAAACAGAAACCUCCUGUUAUCUGAAGGAAAUCUGAAGGUGUCAUCCAGUGAGGAAGUUCAGGAUUAUCCCGACCACCCUGACAGAUUUGAUUGGCGACGCCAGAUUCUUUGCAAAGAGGGAUUAUCUGGGAGUUGCUUUUACUGGGAGGUGGAGAGAAAUGGGGCAGGAGCUGAAAUAGGAAUUGCAUAUAAGGGAAUCAGCAGAAAGACUGGUGCAAACACUGUUUUAGGGCGUAAUAAUAAGUCCUGGAGUCUGUUCUGCUCCAAUUCCACUUACGUUGCGUGGCAUGAAAACAAAGAAACUAAAAUAACAGCACCUUUUUGCUCCAGAAUUGGGAUGUAUCUUGACUGGUCUGCCGGGACUCUGUCAUUCUAUACUGUUUCACAGCCAAUGAUUCUCCUGCACAGGUUCAAGACCACCUUCACUGAACCAGUCUAUCCAGGGUUUUGCAUUUAUUACUCUGACUCAAGUGUAAUAAUAUGUCAUCUGACAUAGUCGGUUCAUUUACUGCCUUUACUGGCUUUCUCUCUGUGGUACCUAGUUUGACUAGUUAUUUAUGAGACAAGGUAAAGGGCAUCAAUUUCUGCAAAUAUCUCAGAGUUACUUUAAAUUACUCUGAGAACAGUAGUAAAAUAAAUACACAUAAAAUACAUCAAAGUCUUAUUAAUAAUAUUUAUAUGCAAAUUGUAACAAAUAAGUGUUUCUCUAUUGCUGUAUUACACAAUAUGGCAAACUUAUCUUCUUAUAUAAUAUGUUACCGUGGUUGUUCGUUUGUCUGUCCAGUAUUUUAAAUCACCUGUAGCUUGCA